Molecule: messenger RNA, 3633 nt
Organism: Chinchilla lanigera (long-tailed chinchilla)
Lineage: Eukaryota; Metazoa; Chordata; Mammalia; Rodentia; Chinchillidae
Gene: Ogdhl
Product: oxoglutarate dehydrogenase-like
Exons: 24
Coding region: 179-3184 (1001 amino acids)
Biological process (GO): tricarboxylic acid cycle
Cellular component (GO): oxoglutarate dehydrogenase complex; mitochondrion
Molecular function (GO): oxoglutarate dehydrogenase (succinyl-transferring) activity; thiamine pyrophosphate binding
Source: RefSeq, a predicted model, not a curated record
GAGGGUGCGCGCUAGCGGGCCGUCACGUGACUGGGGCCUCUGCGCGGGCCUGCUCCGCGCAGCCCCCAGACCUGCCGCUGGAGUGCGGGCUGCGCAGACCCCGCCCACGACUUGCUGCUGCCUGCUGGAGGAGCCUCCCUUCCUUGGUUAGGAGACCCCCUGCCCUCUGGCUCACAAGAUGAGCCAGCUGAGGCUGCUGCCGUCCCGGCUUAGGGUGCAGGCCACGGGGCUCCUGGCCACACGGGGCAUCUCGGAGAGGAACUGGCGCAGCAGAUCCUCUGGGCCCCCAGCCGCCUUCCCCAGUGGCCUGGGCGGAGGCAGCUCCAGUUACAUGGAGGCGAUGUACUCGGCCUGGUUGGAAAACCCACAGAGUGUGCACAAGUCCUGGGACAGCUUCUUCCGGAAAGCCGGCGAGGAGGCCCCGCGUGCCGCCCCUGAGGGCAGGCCCGUGCCUUCCGGACGGACCACAACCAGCAAGUUGGUGGAGGACCACCUGGCCGUGCAGUCCCUCAUCCGGGCCUACCAGAUCCGGGGCCACCAUGUGGCUCAGCUGGACCCCCUGGGCAUUCUGGAUGCAGACCUGGACUCCUUCGUGCCCUCUGACUUGAUCACAACCAUCGAUAAAUUGGCCUUCUACGACCUGCGGGAGGCAGACCUGGACAAGGAGUUCCAACUGCCCACGACCACCUUCAUUGGGGGCUCUGAAAGCACACUGUCGCUGCGGGAGAUCAUCCGGCGGCUGGAGAGCACCUACUGCCAGCACAUCGGCUUGGAGUUUAUGUUCAUCAACGAUGUGGAGCAGUGCCAGUGGAUCCGGCAGAAGUUUGAGACCCCCGGAGUGAUGCAGUUCUCCAGCGAGGAGAAGCGGACCCUGUUGGCCCGGCUGGUGCGCUCCAUGAGGUUUGAAGACUUCCUGGCCCGGAAGUGGUCCUCAGAGAAGAGGUUUGGCCUGGAGGGCUGUGAAGUCAUGAUCCCCGCCCUCAAGACCAUCAUUGACAAAUCGAGUGAGAUGGGGAUCGAGAAUGUCAUCCUGGGCAUGCCACACAGGGGCAGGCUGAACGUGCUGGCCAAUGUGAUCCGAAAGGACCUGGAGCAAAUCUUCUGCCAGUUUGACCCCAAGCUGGAGGCUGCGGAUGAGGGCUCUGGGGACGUGAAGUACCACCUGGGCAUGUACCACGAGAGGAUCAACCGCGUCACUAACAGGAACAUCACCCUGUCCCUGGUGGCCAACCCCUCCCACCUGGAAGCCGUGGACCCUGUGGUUCAGGGGAAGACGAAGGCAGAGCAGUUCUACCGCGGGGACACCCAGGGCAGGAAGGUCAUGUCCAUCCUGGUGCACGGGGAUGCGGCCUUUGCUGGCCAGGGCGUAGUCUACGAGACCUUCCACCUGAGCGACCUGCCCUCCUACACCACCAAUGGCACCGUGCACGUCGUCGUCAACAACCAGAUUGGCUUCACCACAGAUCCCCGGAUGGCCCGCUCCUCACCAUACCCCACUGAUGUGGCCCGAGUGGUCAAUGCACCCAUCUUCCACGUGAAUGCCGAUGACCCUGAGGCUGUGAUCUAUGUCUGCAGCGUGGCAGCUGAGUGGAGGAACACCUUCAACAAGGAUGUCGUCGUGGACCUGGUCUGUUACCGUCGGCGUGGCCACAACGAGAUGGAUGAGCCCAUGUUCACGCAGCCACUCAUGUACAAGCAGAUCCACAGGCAGGUGCCUGUGCUGAAGAAAUACGCCGACAAGCUCAUCGCCGAGGGCACCGUCACCCUGCAGGAGUUCGAGGAAGAAAUCGCCAAAUAUGACCGGAUCUGCGAGGAGGCAUACGGCAGGUCCAAGGACAAGAAGAUCCUGCACAUAAAGCACUGGCUGGACUCCCCCUGGCCUGGCUUCUUCAAUGUGGAUGGGGAACCCAAGAGCAUGACCUGCCCCACCACAGGCAUCCCUGAGGACGUGCUGACCCACAUUGGCACCGUGGCCAGCUCUGUGCCCCUGGAGGACUUUAAGAUCCACACGGGCCUGUCCCGCAUCCUGCACGGCCGGGCAGACAUGACUCGGAAGCGGAUGGUGGACUGGGCACUGGCCGAGUACAUGGCCUUUGGCUCCCUGCUGAAGGAGGGCAUCCACGUUCGGCUCAGUGGGCAGGACGUGGAGCGGGGCACAUUCAGCCACCGGCACCACGUUCUCCACGACCAGGAAGUUGACCGGAGGACAUGUGUCCCCAUGAACUACCUCUGGCCCGACCAGGCCCCCUACACCGUGUGCAACAGCUCCCUGUCAGAGUACGGCGUCCUGGGCUUUGAGCUGGGCUACGCCAUGGCCAGCCCCAAUGCCCUAGUCCUCUGGGAGGCUCAGUUUGGCGACUUCCACAACACAGCCCAGUGCAUCAUCGACCAGUUCAUCAGCACAGGCCAGGCCAAGUGGGUGCGGCACAACGGCAUCGUGCUGCUGCUGCCCCACGGCAUGGAGGGCAUGGGCCCGGAGCACUCGUCAGCACGGCCCGAGCGAUUCCUGCAGAUGAGCAAUGACGACUCGGACGCCUACCCUGUCUUCACCGAGGACUUCGAGGUGAGCCAGCUCUAUGACUGCAACUGGAUUGUAGUGAACUGCUCCACACCAGCCAGCUACUUCCACGUGCUGCGCCGGCAGAUCUUGCUGCCCUUCCGCAAGCCACUGAUCAUCUUCACACCCAAGUCCCUGCUGAGGCAUCCGGAGGCCAAGUCCAGCUUUGACCAGAUGGUGUCUGGGACCAGCUUCCAGCGGGUGAUCCCAGAGGACGGGAAGGCAGCACAGGCUCCGGGGCAGGUGCGCCGCCUCAUCUUCUGCACAGGAAAGGUGUACUAUGACCUGGUGAAGGAGCGAAGCAGCCAGGGCCUGGACGGGCAGGUGGCCCUCACACGCCUGGAGCAGAUCUCCCCAUUCCCCUUUGACCUGAUCAAGCGAGAGGCAGAGCGGUUCCCAGGCGCCGAGCUGGUGUGGUGUCAGGAGGAGCACAAGAACAUGGGCUACUAUGACUACAUCAGCCCACGCUUCAUGACCAUCCUUGGCCGAACCCGGCCCAUAUGGUACGUUGGCCGAGAGCCUGCAGCUGCACCAGCCACAGGCAACAGGAACGCUCACCUGGUGUCACUGAGGAAGUUUCUGGACACUGCCUUUGAUCUCCAGGCCUUCGAGGGAAAGACGUUUUAGAGUGGGCGAGGCUGGCCUGGUUCUUGAGCUGGGAGCUCAGGAGGCCCCAGGACAUGUCGCACCACUGGUCUCCGUAUCAGGCCGGCUUUGUCCUGUGUGUCUGUGUCACUGUCAGGACUGAGACAUCGGAAGGCUCUGAUGGGGAGGUACAGAUCCUGUGGCCCCCAGCACCUGGUCCCUUCUAGACGUGACAUGGGGCUUCUGUGUCUGUGAUGUUCGUGGCCCCCCGGAACCCUGUGCCGUUGCCCACUCCCGUACUGUCUGGCUUGGCUGCUGCUCACCCUAUGUGCGUUUAUCUGUUUACCAGGGGUAAGCUGUCCUGUGAGCUCUUAGAAGUAGGGCUGCAGUGCAGCCACUGUGCCCUUCUCAGACGUGUCCUGCGGGACAUGGCUCCGAGGUAACCAAAGUAAAAACUAAAUGCAGAGAAAUAAAAAAGAUGCUAAGAGAGA